Molecule: messenger RNA, 2672 nt
Organism: Microtus oregoni (creeping vole)
Lineage: Eukaryota; Metazoa; Chordata; Mammalia; Rodentia; Cricetidae
Gene: Hapln1
Product: hyaluronan and proteoglycan link protein 1
Exons: 5
Coding region: 123-1187 (354 amino acids)
Biological process (GO): cell adhesion
Molecular function (GO): hyaluronic acid binding
Source: RefSeq, a predicted model, not a curated record
AGCAAAAGAAAGUCCUUCUUGAUGUUUGCCUCAGCUUUUACACUAGAACAGAAACUACACUGAAAUUCUUCCCUGCAAUACUGCAAAUGAUGAAAGAGUGGAGAAGGGUCUGAGCUACAAGGAUGAAGAGGCUCCUUCUCCUGGUGCUGCUCUCAGUCUGCUGGGCUGAUCACCUUCCAGACAGCUACACUCCGGAUCAAGACAGAAUCAUUCACAUCCAAGCGGAAAAUGGCCCCCGUCUUCUUGUGGAAGCAGAACAAGCCAAAGUCUUCUCACACAGAGGUGGCAAUGUGACACUACCGUGUACAUUUUACCGAGACCCUACAGCAUUUGGCUCAGGAAUCCACAAAAUCCGCAUCAAGUGGACCAAGCUGACUUCGGAUUACCUCAGGGAGGUCGAUGUCUUCGUUUCCAUGGGCUAUCACAAGAAGACCUACGGUGCAUAUCAGGGUCGAGUGUUUCUGAAGGGAGGUAGUGACAAUGACGCCUCCCUGGUCAUCACAGACCUCACCCUGGAGGAUUACGGGAGAUACAAGUGUGAGGUGAUUGAAGGACUGGAAGACGACACUGCUGUGGUAGCAUUGGAGCUGCAAGGUGUAGUGUUCCCUUACUUUCCACGGCUGGGACGCUACAAUCUUAACUUUCAUGAGGCCCGGCAGGCUUGCCUGGACCAGGAUGCUGUGAUUGCAUCCUUCGACCAGCUGUAUGAUGCCUGGCGAGGUGGGCUGGACUGGUGCAAUGCUGGCUGGCUCAGUGACGGAUCUGUGCAGUACCCUAUCACCAAACCACGCGAGCCCUGUGGGGGCCAAAACACAGUGCCUGGUGUCAGGAACUAUGGCUUCUGGGACAAAGAUAAAAGCAGAUAUGAUGUUUUCUGCUUUACAUCCAACUUCAAUGGCCGAUUUUACUACCUGAUCCACCCCACCAAGCUCACCUACGAUGAGGCGGUGCAAGCUUGUCUCAACGAUGGUGCUCAGAUUGCCAAAGUGGGCCAGAUAUUUGCUGCCUGGAAGCUUCUGGGCUAUGACCGUUGUGAUGCCGGCUGGCUGGCGGAUGGCAGUGUCCGCUACCCUAUUUCUCGGCCAAGAAGGCGCUGCAGUCCUACCGAGGCGGCAGUGCGUUUUGUGGGGUUCCCGGAUAAAAAGCAUAAGCUGUACGGGGUCUAUUGCUUCAGAGCAUACAACUGAGUGUGGCCUAGGAAGAGGCAAUUCUCAAGUCAGAGGGAACACGUGAAAGGUUUUCUGUUUUUGUUUUUGUUUUUAAUAUGAACUCAUGCAAGUUACCAAAACUGUGAUAACCCUUUUUCACUUACUGUAAAGAGUUGUUUUCAUGAAGGCCAAUUCAUUCAUUUGUUUUGUAAAGCUAUCAGUCAGUGUAUAUUAUAAAUUAAUAUAACUAUAAGGGAAGCUAAAAAAAAAAAACAGGCUCCAGAGCCUGUUUUAUGCUACAUCAUCCCAACAAAAUGCCAUUUCAUGAAUGGGGCAUGCAAUAGUCUGAUAACCAGAAUUGUGUUAGGGAAAAGAAGCAGCAACUUCCACAAGCACAAACUUUACAUAUUUCUACAACUUUGAAAUGCGCUCUUCCACUAAACAAAUUAGAACAGCAAAUCUGAAAUACAUAAACUGGGAUUCUCGGAGGUGCAAAAACUCAGUUUCACAAAAGAAUAAUGAACACUUUUCUAAAAAUUAAUACUUCAAGUCUCCAGGAUCUAAAAAAGUUUACUAUUUAAAAUUCUACCUUUUUGACUAAAAAGAAAACCAUAUAGACUCAAAUGCAUAAUAAUAAAACCACAGUUAGAACCCCUAGAUCAGCCCAUUUAUAUGAAGUAUAGAAUUAUAUACACAGAUAAUAUUUUACCAAUGAGAGAUUGCUACCUUCUAAUUAAAAUUACCUAUCAAAAAGAAUUGUUUUAUCAUUUUUGAGUAGCUUCACUGAGUUAUAUUUAAAUUCUAAGGGAUCUUUGCUAAGCAGUAUUUAGAAUUUACUCAGGGCAGUUGAAAAGAUAAACUGCUGGACAGAAAAACAUAUAAAAUGUAGCAGCUUGAUUUUAUGUUAGCUUAUGAAACAUUGUCUUAUAAAAUAAUUUUAACGUAUUUAAUAUUUCUUUCUUAUUUACAUUAUAUGACGAAAACCAUCCAAAUGAAUCAAUAACUCUAUGCUUGCUUAACUAAGAAAUCAAGACUCAACAUCCAAAAUUGUUGUCCCUGCUUGCAUACACAACAGAGACCCCAAAUAGGAGCUGUGUUUAGGAGGGAAAAGUAAGAUCAUGCAGUUCUAAAGAGUCUCUCAAAUAGAAAAUAGAGUCGCUGCCAGUUUCCUUUCUGGUUUCAUUUGGCAGAAAAAAAAAUACUGUAACUCACAUCAAAGACUUUACAACUUCAAGCUUUAAGUGAAAAGUUGAGUUCAGGCUCAGAAAAAAAAAAUGACUUUCAGUAUUAGCAAGCCCAAUCUUAAAUAAAGUUCUCUUUUUAUGACUGCUGAGACCCCCACAGGGACCAAUAUUUGUAUUCAAGUAAUUUUCUGAUUUCCCAUUGUUUCACAGAGAAUUCUGGUGAGUGGGUCUUAGUAUAAUAAUCCACUACAACAUAGCUGAUGUACUGUCCUCAAUGUUUUUUUUUUAAUGUAGAUUCUCCCCAAUGAACAUGACUAAAUAAAUCUGUUUCCUGAAUUGA